Messenger RNA from Saccoglossus kowalevskii, 792 nucleotides. RefSeq names its product centrosomal protein 20-like. Lineage: Eukaryota; Metazoa; Hemichordata; Enteropneusta; Harrimaniidae. The record is from RefSeq and is a predicted model, not a curated record. Gene Ontology annotation, cellular component: motile cilium; centrosome; ciliary basal body. Gene Ontology annotation, molecular function: protein binding. Gene Ontology annotation, biological process: microtubule anchoring; cilium assembly.
UUCAAAACACGGAUUUUAGAAUGGCGACGAUUCAAGAGUUGAAGUCAGUAUUAAAGGAAACUUUGGAGAAUCGUGGCGUUCUUGGUCAAAUUCAGGCCAGGGUACGAGCUGAAGUCUUCAAUGCCUUGGAUGACCAGACAGAUCCCAGACCACCUCUGAGUAAUGAGAAUAUGCUGAUAAAUGAACUAGUCAGGGAAUAUUUACAGUUUAAUAAAUACAAAUAUACGGAGUCAGUUCUUCUUGCAGAAUCAGGGCAGCCAACCACACCAUUAGACAGGCAGUUCUUGACAAAUGAACUCAACAUAACAGCAGACCGAGAUACAGCAUCAGUACCUCUGUUGUACGGAAUUAUUGCUCAUUUUUUAAACCAAAAUAAGAAAGAUAAAGCUAGCGCUAGGAGCAGUACACAUAGAAGACAGCCGUCACCGAGUAGAUUUAGAACUUCACAGUUAGCUGCUGAAAGAGAUCUAGAUUUUCCGUCCACUAGCCAUGGCUUGGAAGCGGAACCACUGGAAGUUAGAGGAGCAGGUGGCAGAUGAAACUAAAUAGCAUGGAAUAGUGGUGGCUAAUAUGUUAUUAUUUAUCACAAGUGCUUCCAAUCUUAAUAUUUGUUUUUAAGUUAAUUGCCAUAAUUUGUUACCACACAGUACUUAAUACUAGAUUUUAUUUUAUUUUUCAAGAUGUUCAACACAUAAAACAAGACAAUAGUUUGCAUGUGCAUGGCAACAGACCAUUUCUGUUCAGUGCAAUAUCCCAUGUCAAGUUAUGUAUGAAAUGGAAUGUAAAAACAGG